This is a messenger RNA of Talaromyces amestolkiae, 915 nucleotides long. RefSeq lists its product as uncharacterized. Gene Ontology annotation, molecular function: oxidoreductase activity. Gene Ontology annotation, cellular component: cytosol. Bases 1 to 915 code for a protein of 304 amino acids. Lineage: Eukaryota; Fungi; Ascomycota; Eurotiomycetes; Eurotiales; Trichocomaceae. The record is from RefSeq and is a predicted model, not a curated record. The transcript is spliced from 3 exons.
AUGCCGCCACCAAGAGGAGCCCCAAAUGUGCUCGAAGCUCCCGGUGAUUACGACGUCACCCCCACUGUCCACAGCGACACCUAUCCUGAUAUCGACCCUUCCAAACUUGACCUCUCUGGAAAAGCUGUUCUCAUCACAGGAGGAUCACGCGGAAUCGGGCGCGCAAUAGUCCUCGCAUACGCCAAAGCAGGAGCAUCAUUCAUCGCUGCCGGUGCUCGCUCAGGCACCGCCGACCUGGCAGCCGCAGUCGAGGAAGCAGCAAUAUCCGCAAACCGGCCUCCUCCAAAGUAUCUGCCACUUACAGUCGACAUGUCAAGUCGAGAAAGCGUGGAGAAAGCGGCCGCGGACUUUGAGAAGGAGUUUGGCCGAUGCGAUAUUGUCGUCAAUAAUGCCGGCAUAUUCGGCGGCUUUCACUUGCUUCAAGACUAUGAUCCUGAUAUGUGGACCAAUGUCUUCGAGGUGAAUGUCCGCGGUCCAUAUCUCAUCACCCGAGCACUUAUUCCACUGAUGCUCAAGACGGGCGAUGCGUACGUGGUCAACGUUUCGAGUGCUGGUGCGCUCCUGACGCAUAAAACACUUAGCGCAUAUCAAAUCUCCAAGACGGCUGCUACUAGACUCGCAGAAUUUAUCAAUGAGGAGUACUCCGAGAAGGGAAUACUUUCGUUUAGCGUUCAUCCGGGUAACGUCAUUACGGAUAUGGCGACUACUUUUGGGGUUGAUCAGGCUCCGGAGUUCAAACAUAUUUUUAUAGACACCCCAGAACUCUGCGGAAAUACAUUGGCUUUCUUGACCUCAGAGAAGAGACCCUGGGUGGGCGGCAGAUUCAUCAACGUCACCUGGGACAUGCCCGAACUCAUUGCGAAGAGCGAUACAAUCGUCAAGGAGAAUCAGCUCAGGAUCACGAUAAAUUAUUAG